Molecule: messenger RNA, 945 nt
Organism: Porites evermanni
Lineage: Eukaryota; Metazoa; Cnidaria; Anthozoa; Scleractinia; Poritidae
Source: the annotation of a GenBank genome assembly
AUGAAGUCCGUCAUAGCCGUAUGUGUUGUCGCUGUGGCUAUCGCCACUUUUACAAUUCCAGCAGAAGCGCAGUCCUCAUCAACUCCUGCUUCCCAACCAGGUGUAAUAACAUUGGCAACCGAAUCGCCCUCCAGAAUGCCCCCCCCAAACCAUGGCUGCAACUGCAAGAAAACCUGCGAAGCUGUUCAACACAGCCAAGUUCCUUAUAAGGUAAGUCUCCCAAAGAUAACAAUGUUUAAAAACUCGCUGUUUGAAAACUCAAGGGUUGUUUGAAUGUUUAAUUUAAGGCUUUCUCUAGAGUUUACCUCUUUUUUUCUUACAAUCAGAGAUGUGCUAGCAAACGCUUACUUAAAUCGCAUGCCUUAACGCCCGCCUGACUGGCACUAUUGUUCUAUAUUACUCUGCUGUUUUCAACGGACCAUCUGAUUUAUUUCAAGUCCGGCCUUCUCUUUUAAUUUUAUUUCUGCAGACCUAACCGCAUUUAUACACAAUUGACCAUUAAUACAUGUUACCAGACCAGAAAAUAUUUAGAGCGCAGUCUUGACUUUAUAUGCUGCUCUUAACUGAAUCGAACGGGUUCUCAGAUAAAUUUUGCCCCUUUCAUUUCUCCUUUAGAAAGAAAAGUGAUGUUAUCUAUUCACUUGUUUAAUUGUAUUUGUUAUCAUUCUUUUGCAGCGAAAGGAUGAGCCUAAUUAUCUCAGUUAUGAAAGUUACCCGGUCUUAUGCCGAGAUGCUGCUGCUAGGUUCCUGGCGCCACUCGGCGGAGAAGAAAUAUCGGAGAAGUACAUCUGCAAGCAGACGUUUGACUGUUGCCGAAAAUGCAAUUCUAUGUUUUACACUUGCUUGAGUAACGAAGACCCGUUUGGUGCUUGUAUGCGCGCGGCUUACAAAUGUAUGUGUCGCUGUAUUGACAAAUCUAACAAAGAGCUUCCUUAUAAAAAGUAA